AUGGUUGCGCAAUCUUUCGACUGGGAUGAUCAAAUACAAGCUCUCAACUUAUCUGGACCAGAAAACGCACAUCUGGCACAGGUAAGGGAUGAUGUUCCAGUAGGGAUUGUAGCAGCUGAAGACAGUGUGAUAGAGCUACAGUUUGCAUUGAUGGUAUCCUCCUCUCAUGAACCUAAUUUGUCCAAGAGUAUCUCUGAAGAUGAAGACGAAGAAGUUGUGUACAAGCCUGUAUCUAAAUCCUCUGCUUCAUCGAAAGGGAAAUCUAAAGCUUCACUUGAGGGAGAGUCCUCUGGCUCGCAUAAGGGAGGAUCUUCUGCUGCAUCUGAGGGGGAUCCUUCCACUGCAUCUGAGGGGGAGCCUUCUGCUGCACCUGAGGGGGAGUCUUCUACAACAUCUUCAGGAGAGUCCUCUGCUACUCCUCAAGGGGGGCCGUUCUUGGAACAUGAGAGUCCUCAAUCAGUCUAUACUGAUUCUUCUGAUGCUGAAACGACACCUCACAUAUCUACAGAGAAAGAGUUCAUUCCAAAUGAUGCUUCCGCUAUGAGUAUAUCGCAGAACCUUCUGGUGCUGCUCAACUAG
This is a messenger RNA of Lactuca sativa (garden lettuce), 579 nucleotides long. The record is from RefSeq and is a predicted model, not a curated record. Lineage: Eukaryota; Viridiplantae; Streptophyta; Magnoliopsida; Asterales; Asteraceae.